Messenger RNA from Eruca vesicaria subsp. sativa (arugula), 1500 nucleotides. The record is from the annotation of a GenBank genome assembly. Lineage: Eukaryota; Viridiplantae; Streptophyta; Magnoliopsida; Brassicales; Brassicaceae.
AUGGAAGAAAAUCAAAAUUUCACACACUGCUAUCUCGAUGUUCCUCCCACACAUCAGAGCGGUGUUGACCCAAGUGAUAUCGAUCCAACUGACAAGGAUGUGGAUGCUAUGUCUACAGAUAAUCAUGAGGAUCCCCACUCACCUAUAAUCAGUCAGUAUGCAGCUCAUCUCCACCGCCAGGCUCAUGAAAACAUGAACACGGAUGCUUCCAACGAAACCAUCCACACUACAAUUGGACAUCUCUCAGCUGAGGACACUGGUCUGACCACUGGUGAACUCAAUCCCACAGAGGAGGAUGUUGAUGCUAUGGAAACCAACACUGACACCAUCCACGGCUCACCUCAACAAAGUUCAGAAGAUGACAUGAAUACCAGAGACCAGGAUGUCGAUGAUCUGGAAAACAAUCAAGACACCGUCCACACCUCACCUAACACGACCACUCAGGAGCCAAAUUCAGACGACGACCAGGACGUGGAGGAUAUGGACCACGGCACAGAGGAUGUCCACAAUUCCAAGUGUCAGAUGUGGGUUCUUGUCCCACAUCCGCUUUUUGUUGACGACCAGGCUGUGGAUGCUGUGUUAGACGACUCAAUAGAUGUCCAGAGCCCACCGCUCCAGGACACCAAAUCUGUGCACCAUCAGCCAAAGUCACCUACAACAACUCAGAAUGAGACCGAUAAUGAACCUGACAACGAUAUGGACCAUGACGCAUACGAUGUCCACACCCCACGGAACCUCGACACAAAAGAUGUCCACCAUCAGCCUGAGUCACCUACAAGAAGUCAGAAUGAGACCGGCAAUGAACCUGACAACGAAGUCCAGACAACUCCUCUUGCCCCCAAUGAGAAGACCACGGAGACUCGUACUUUCGGAACACUAUACCCUGGCCAGUGGGACCCACCUUCCAAAAUCUAUGAUAAAGCAGAUCACCCAGACAGCCCGGAGAUUAAUCACCUACUAUAUCAUGGUCUCAGGAUUUACGACAAAACGGCUGUUAGCCCAGACCCACCACUAUCCACAGGUCCUAUAUUCGACCAAACAGCUGGUCCAUCCUCUCCACCCAUUCGUUUACGGUUGUCACCACUCCCUUUCACUCCACUCACAUCACCGGUCAAGAGUAAUGAAGGUGGUCUUGGUUUCGCAAGCCACGCCGGGACACCAAAUGCAUUUACAGCCACAGCUUCUACGAACUCAGCCAUUGAUGAGGCUGCCGAGGAUCCCGUCGUCGAUCUCACAAGAACUAAAGACCCACCCACACACGUUCCAUCUAUGCUCGAAAACCUUCUAGCUAAGGAAUUUUUCAACUCUCCACUCAUUCCUGCUUUGGGUCUCAUCACCCCACUCCCAGAGAGGGAAUGGGAUUUUUUCCAUAGCAUCCUCAAACCCAACAUUGAUGUGUUCCAUAGCACUCCAUUUGAAUUUGAGUUUUCAAACAAAUUUCUGCUCGAAAUUGCUCAGCCUAAGCAAUGGACAACCGAAUAUGUUUGUUCAAAAUACUAA